This is a messenger RNA of Fusarium verticillioides 7600, 1560 nucleotides long. RefSeq lists its product as hypothetical. Lineage: Eukaryota; Fungi; Ascomycota; Sordariomycetes; Hypocreales; Nectriaceae. The record is from RefSeq and is a predicted model, not a curated record. The transcript has a single exon. Bases 1 to 1560 code for a protein of 519 amino acids.
AUGGCUCGCUUAACCAUCCGUGCAAGUUCGCGACGGCCAGUAUGGCAAACAACUAUAUUAAACCCUCAACCGAAGGUCAAAAUACGUUGGGACAGUCUCUACGCGGAGGCCCGACUAGAAAUACUCGACUUUGUCGUCCACUCCACCAUCCAUGAGAAAGGCUCCAUCGCACAAUAUGCCAGCGUAUCCCGAGAAUGGCAAGAGUGGUUCGAGAUAUUCACAUUCAAGCGAGUAGAAAUCUCACCAUCCAAUAUCAUGCCAUUCACAUCCGCGUUCAUGAAUCUCCGCCGCCGAAAGUACCUCCAAUACAUUGGCGUCAAACUCGAUCUUCCGGUUCACAAACACAGUCGAGAUCCGUUUCUUGAUCGCGAUGAAUUCGCGAACGUACAUCAGCAAAUGCAAACUCUUUCACAGAUGGAUCCUCUGCUGUAUUGCAAUUAUUCAUGGCCGAGAUUUCAAAGGGAGAAUUCAUGGCUGAAACAUAAGGUGGAGGAAAACAACCGUGCUUUCACGAUUGUUUUGCGAGGCCUGUUUAUGGAGCUUUUCCAGUGGAGAAGAGGGGAUUGUCAUCACGAGGGCAUUGAGCUGGAGAUCAUUGCUGAUACCAAAAGCCAUUGGCAGAAGACUGCGGAAGAGUACCGGGCACUCAAUCCUCCCAGCGACACUGGCAGUGGGGACUUUCAUAACAGUCUGUCAAGUGAGCUCCAGAUCUUUCAUGCCCCUCCGUACCACGGACAUGAAAUGCUGCACGAUGGCGAGCUGGACUUUAGCUUUUGGCUAGAGCUAGACGUGCAUUUCGGAGGGACGCUGGGUCCUGAGGUCCAUGUCAUCUCGGGCCUAUCGAUCCUUCGACGAAGUGUUCGUCACUUUGACCCGGAAUUUAUUGCUCACAUUGUAAGCCUACUUCCGCGACAGAGGGAACUUCGAUGGGAGGUUAGACCACAUGCGCAUUGGCGAACUGAGCAUAAGUUCCAUAGUCAGCUGCAAAAACUGCUAAAGACCUUGAAUCCGGCUAUGGCCAAGGUCAGGAUCCAACAGCAACCCACGUCGAAACCGCUCAACAGCCCAAGGCCCUCUGUGGACCGUCCAAGUCUUGGUGAUCGUCUGAUCCUAUCAUGUCCAUUUCUUACCAACAUGUACUUAGACAUUAAAGUUGACAUAACGAAAUUUUUCCGCAUGCGUUAUCAUUUGCAGAAUGUUCAGAUUAUGUGCGUCCGGACUCAUCAGGCAUUACUUGACGAACUCCCCAACAACUCGAAUGUGUUGUUUGGCCAUAUUGGCAGGGAAGUAUCCAGGAUGCCAAAGCUCAGCGCUCUAUGUGUCUUUAACAAAACAGACACUGAAGCUUGCGCUGUUAACUUUGUUGUGGAGCGUGAUAGCUUUCAAGUUAUUGCCCACUGCAGUUGGCCAUUUAAUAUCAGAGAUGAGACCAAGGCCCGCUGGAGAAAGGCUGGGAGACAUCAGCCAGGCAAUUUGGUUUGGUUGGCAGCGCAGAGCUCGUACGACACUGUUAAACAUGAGAUCAUGUUGCAACAGCAGUGGCAUAGUAGUCUCUGCUGA